Messenger RNA from Adineta steineri, 1114 nucleotides. Lineage: Eukaryota; Metazoa; Rotifera; Eurotatoria; Adinetida; Adinetidae. The record is from the annotation of a GenBank genome assembly.
UAAUGGUUGGUUAUUUUUUAUAUCCUUUCUAGUUUAUUCAAUUGGUUUUACUUUUGGUUCCAUUCUUAUGUCUUAUGGAAAUCACCGUACACUGACCAUUAGUGAGAUUCUUAUUGUUGUAAAUAUGUUUGGACAAGCUUUAAGUUUUCUUAAUUCAAUUGGUUCCUUCUUUCAAUCGAUUGCGGAAGCUCAAGGUGCAGCAGUAUCUGUAUUUCGGCUUAUUGACGAGGUCCAUAAUGAAAAUCUGAACGAAAGAGGAAUAUUGCAAGAGAACAUAUCUAGUGAAAAAUCAAUUUUCAAUAUCAAUGGUGAUAUUGAAUUCGAUAAUGUUAGUUUUUCUUAUCUAUCUAGAGAAAAUGUAGCAGCUUUGCAUAAUCUUAAAUUGAUUGCUCGUGCUAAUCAAACAACUGCUCUUGUAGGUUCAAGUGGUUGUGGAAAAAGUACAUGUGUAUCACUCCUUCUUCGCUAUUAUGAACCUUCUUCAGGCAGAAUUAUGAUUGAUGAUCAAUCAAUUACAGAUUAUAAAAUCAGACAAUUUCGUCAAAAUAUUGCAGUUAUUCUAUUUGGAAUAAGUAUUUAUGAAAAUAUUCGUUUUGGUAAAUUGAAUGCAACACGUGCAGAGAUUGAAAAUGCAGAAGAACAAGCUAAUGCACAUAAAUUCAUUAUGAAAUUACCAAAGAAAUAUGACACACUUGUUGGUGAAAGUGGUAUACAAUUGAGUGGUGGUGAAAAACAACGUAUUGCAUUAGCUCGUGCACUUGUCAAACAACCCAACAUUCUUUUGUUAGAUGAAGCAACAAGUGCUCUUGAUAAUGUUAGUGAGAAAAUUGUUCAAGAAGCACUUGAUCGAGCAUGCAAAAAUCGUACAACUAUAGCUAUUGCUCAUCGUUUGACUACAACUCAAAAUGCAGAUUAUAUAUAUGUAUUAGAUGAAGGAAGUGUAAUUGAAGAAGGUACACAUGAAACAUUAUUGGCAAAAGAAGGAGGGAAAUAUCAAACAAUGGUCAAAAUGCAACAAUCUAUAAAAACAAUUCAUACACAAGAUGAAUUAAUGAAUAUGACAAAAGCAGAGGCUGAAGAUGAAGAACAACCAUGUAUGUUAUUACUAUUCUAA